Micropterus salmoides (largemouth bass) is the source of this 1471-nucleotide messenger RNA. RefSeq names its product cornifelin (gene cnfn). The record is from RefSeq and is a predicted model, not a curated record. The transcript has 3 exons. Bases 898 to 1248 code for a protein of 116 amino acids. Gene Ontology annotation, cellular component: cornified envelope. Lineage: Eukaryota; Metazoa; Chordata; Actinopteri; Centrarchiformes; Centrarchidae.
CAUGCAUGUGAUGCAUAGAAGUUCAAAAUAUUUUUCUAUAUGGUAGCACAAAAGUACAAACUCAUUUCUACAUCAACCCAGGUCUUUGCUUCACUGCUCACUUUCUACUGUUAUUUUCCCAUUCAUAGAGCUGGGCCCACAGUGUGUACACAUACCACACCUGCCCUAAAAGGUAAAACCUGGUUUAUAAGUUGCUGAAAUACAAAUAUGCACUAUAUAGCUACUUUGUUCUUCAAUUACUGUGUGCAGAUAAAGACGUCCUCAUGUUAGGUGCACCCUUUCGAAAGCGAUGUUACGCCCCAAAACUAAACAUUUGGGUUUUGUCUUUACAAUGUGCACCUGCCCAAAUGGUCAUUGUUUGCAAUGUCAUAUCGCCAUAGAACCUGGGCUGUAGUGUGUGAGUAAUAUUUAUAUGAUGUCACACUGGGUAUAAGAGCUGUGGCCAUGGCUCUGCCCUCAGGAUUGUGGAUUUAUCCCAUGACCGUCUACAACGCCAAACUAACCAAUUCAAGAGCCUUACACAAAUCUCAGGUGAGACCAGGUGAGAUGUGAAGCAACAUUUCCUCCAAACCAAGGUUGUCCAGUGUGCAACAUGGAAGAAUCUUCAGGAAUUCAUUCCACUACUAAUUUAAUUCCUGAAAUCAUUUUUGGUUGGAAUGAAAACCUGCAGAAGCUUCGAUGGCACAGGACUGGACAUAAAACAGGAUAUUUGCUUGGGGGAUACAUUGCUGCAAUAGGGCUAGAAAAUUUAAACAGAUAUGACAGUGACAAGCCAUAGGGACAGCGAUAAGUACAACUACCUGACUAUGAUAUUGAUAAAGAUCAUGGAAUUGAAUCAUUACGAUCUGUUUUUACAUUUCUCCUCUUCCUCAUAUUCUUUUUCUUCUACUUACAGCAAUGGCAUUCCAGUCAAAUGUGAUUAGCUCGCAGCCUCAGGUAACAGUCACACAGUACACGGUGUCCUCCGGAUUGUCAGAUUGGAGUUCAAAUGUGUGCGACUGCUGUGAAGACUGCGGCAUCUGUCUUUGUGCAACGUUUCUCCCUUGUAUCCUGGGCUGUAAGGUGGCUCAGGACAAUGGGGACAGCUGCUGCCUGCCCUUCCUUCCUGGCGCCAUGAUUGCUCUAAGGACAAGCAUUCGCAGCAGAUACAACAUUGACGGCUCCGUGUGUGAUGACUGGGUAAUCAUGGCCUGCCUGCCUCUGUGUGGACUGUGUCAGAUGGCACGGGAGCAAAAGAUGAGACGAUAAAAAGAAGGGGCGUUGAAUCUUAUUUCAAAUGACAAAGAAAUAGAAUAUGUGGAAAUUUACAUUCCAUGGUCUGGACAAAAUUUCUGUAUUUGAGAUUCAUGUUAGCAUGACCAUCAUUAUGUUAUUUCCACAGGACAUAGAACAGUGUUUACCAUGUAAGAAUAAUAGCCUGAUAAUAUAAAUGAUAAUGAAUUGCCAUUAUCCAUCUAUCCCUAUAUUAUAU